Bufo bufo (common toad) is the source of this 1511-nucleotide messenger RNA. It is a transcript of the gene PGRMC1, whose product is annotated as progesterone receptor membrane component 1. The transcript has 4 exons. Gene Ontology annotation, cellular component: endomembrane system; membrane. The record is from RefSeq and is a predicted model, not a curated record. The coding region runs from base 210 to 746 and encodes 178 amino acids. Lineage: Eukaryota; Metazoa; Chordata; Amphibia; Anura; Bufonidae.
CGGGGGAGGGAGCGCCAGUGUGCGGGACGUUACAGCGCUGGUGAGUAGUGCGGGCUGUGCGGUGUCUCCGGGGGAUAGUGCGUGCAGUCCGCCAGCAGCGCGCUAAGGGAGUGUUCACACCUGGCGGAUUUGUGGCGUUCCUUUAGGAAUCCCCCCCUGUGUGCGGACCUUACUGAAGUGCCCCCAGACCACCUGUAGCACCAGCGACCAUGGCUGAGGAGGGCAUCCUGCAGGAGAUCUUCACCUCCCCCCUCAAUAUCUGCCUCCUGUGCCUGUGCCUGUACCUGCUCUACAAGAUCCUGAGGGGGGACAAGCCCCCGGAGUCGGAGGAGAGCCGGGAGGAGCGCCUGCCCAAAAUGAAGAGGAGAGACUUCACAGUGGCCCAGCUGAAGGAGUACGAUGGGGCCGAGAACCCCAGGAUCCUCAUGGCCAUCAAUGGCAAGGUGUUCGAUGUCACCAGGGGCAAGAAGUUUUAUGGGCCAGAGGGACCUUACGGUGUGUUUGCUGGCCGAGACGCCUCACGAGGUCUGGCCACCUUCUGCCUGGAUAAAGAAGCCCUGACGGACACGUUCGAUGAUCUGUCAGACCUGACAGCUUCCCAGAAGGACACGCUAAGUGACUGGGAAUCACAGUUUACCUUUAAGUACCAUCAUGUCGGGAAGCUUCUGAGAGAGGGAGAGGAGCCCACAGAAUAUACUGAUGAAGAGGACGUAAAAGAUUCUUCAGAUCAGAAGAAGAUAAACUAAAGAAGCGAGUUUUAGUAUGACCUCUACCAUUCCAGAGCGCGCAUUGUAAUUGCUUCAACCAUAGUCUACGAUAUGUGCACAAGUAGAUGCCAGCAAUGGUGAUCCCGAAUGUUAUUGCAGCACCUUCUGUGCACCACCUUUCCUAUUUCUCUCUUGCUAGGAGCAGUGUUUAAUUGCAAGGCUCUCUAUGAUGCACUAAGAGCACCAUAUAUAACACUAAAUUCCUAAUACUGUAAAAUUCUAACAUCUGCUAGAAUGCGAGUCAUUUUAUUCUGUCUGAAACCGUCUAAAAGUUUGUGGGUGCGCAACCGGUGACCCCCAAUGCCAUUCUCUGUGGCCCCUAAUUAUCAGCCCUUUUGUUUUGUGUCCCACAGCUCAGGGAGAGGUAAGAGUGCUGUCAUUAUACAGCAGCUCUGUUCUCUCUUCCCUGCACUGAUCUUGGAUAUCGGUGCGAGUCCUGGACGAUACUUGUAAGCUGUGUGGUAGGCAACUUAAAGGGUUUUUUGAGAUUCUUAAAAACAUGGCUGCCUAAAAUGAAGUAAAAAUCCAGUAGUCACUUUUUUAUGUUUUGCCACGCUCUGGUCCUGCAGUUAUAGUGCAAGUAACCACUGCUGUCAAUCAUUGGUCUCAGCGGUCAUGUGCUGUUCAUGCACAUGUGACUGCUGAGGCCGGUGAUAGGCUGCAGCGGUCACGUGAACGCUGGAUGUGACAUCAUUGCUGCGUGAUAAGCUGGGACUGGAAUUUGCUGCUGGAGUGGCGAGACAU